Molecule: messenger RNA, 309 nt
Organism: Ostreobium quekettii
Lineage: Eukaryota; Viridiplantae; Chlorophyta; Ulvophyceae; Bryopsidales; Ostreobiaceae
Source: the annotation of a GenBank genome assembly
AUGGCGGAGGCGCUGCUGGGCAUGUCGGGAGUGCGGCUGAGCCAGCUGCCGCAGGGGGAGAGGCUGGCCGCGCAGCAGGGCCUGCGGGAGGCGACGAUGGCUGCACUGGGGGCGCAGCGGGACGCGGGGGCGUUCCUGCGGGAGAGGCUCGGGGAGGCGGCCGGAAAGGUGACCGCUGGGCGCGGGCGAUUGCUGCCCGCACGAAAGGCAGCAUUCUGGAGAAGGCCUUAUUCUGGAAAAAAGACUGGAAUGCGAGUUGCACUUGGGUGGAUGUUGGUUGGAUCCAGUCUGGGAAAGGUGUUAUUUUAG